Spinacia oleracea (spinach) is the source of this 1190-nucleotide messenger RNA. RefSeq lists its product as uncharacterized. The record is from RefSeq and is a predicted model, not a curated record. Bases 96 to 995 code for a protein of 299 amino acids. The transcript has a single exon. Gene Ontology annotation, molecular function: protein binding. Lineage: Eukaryota; Viridiplantae; Streptophyta; Magnoliopsida; Caryophyllales; Amaranthaceae.
UAAAUCCAGGAUAGCCACACCCUCAAUUUGGAAAGCACAGAAAAGUAGCAGUUGAGUUGUAAGCCACCAAAAACACCCAUUUUUAAGCUAGGUUGAUGGAAUUGGGCAAGUAUAGUGUCGGGUGGGAUGGACUGGUAGCGUUGGCCGAACAAGGUCAUGUAGAGCACAUCCUACGAAUCUUGGAAAAAGAUCUAAACCUCAUGUACACCACUAACAUGGUAAGAGAAACUGUUGUUCAUGUGGUGGUAAGAGCUGGAAAUGCAUUCACUGUAACUAAGUUGUUAAAGUUCAAGGGAAGUGAUCAGCUUAAGGAGAAGGUGUUGCUUAAACAAAAUGUAGAUGGCGACACGGCCUUGCACCUUGCCAUUAAGCUCAAGCAUAUGGAGGUAGCUUACCAGUUGGUGGAUUGGAAUAUCACCUGGAUGCAGAAAUGGAUGUAUAAUUUAUUGAACAAUGAUGGACUUUCCCCAGUGGACCUCGCUAAGGAGGCUGUGUGGUUUCUGCCGAGACAGGAAGUACUAUCCGCAGUAGCGUAUGCUGAUAUGAGAGUAUCAAGGAUGGACAUUGAAUUAGAGGAGUUGUAUAAGGUGAAAUGGAUUGAGGGUACCCCUAGGGGUAUAAGGGGUGCUUUUUCAAAGGCCUCUGCAAAUGGAAUCAUCAAAACAAUGCAUAUAGAGUUGGAACUUGAUAGAAAAGGAGGGAAUUUACUCCAUAUUGCAGCAAGAUUAGGUAAACUUGAUGUACUAAAGUUGCUGAUCAAGUUUAUGAGUAACUCUGAGUUAGCUACUUUGCCUAUUGAAAGGAACAAAAAUGGUUAUACUGCCUUGCACCUUGCCCUUAUCGGAAAGCAUGAGGCCAUUGCACUCUGCUUGAUAAAGGCGGCACCCAAGGCCACCGCUUACUUGCUGAACCAAGAUGGACAGUCGCCACUAUUUUGGGCAAUUGAAAGAAGGUACAAAGCGCAUUUUCCAGCUAAUGCCAGGAACUGCCAUUGACUCGUCCAUAAGACAACGUCUGCUUAUGGCUAAAGAGGCGUCAGUCAUACACGCUGCUGUAAGAUCUAAGAAUCUAGGUAUGAAUGACUUCUUUUCAUUUACUCUGAUCUGCCUCUAACAAAUGAUGGAUGCCUUGUUAUUUGAUUAUGAUUACUAUUCUUUUCUUUUGUUGAGUAAUCAGGCAUAUUGGAAAGA